UCAGAAGAGCCAGGCAGAAUGGAGAGGAGAAAGAGCUGACCCCAGCCCGUCGUCUUUCACAGAGCAAGUCGGCCAUGGAAUGGUGGUGGCAGCUCCUGUUAGGGCUCGGGACAGUCACGCCCAUCUGGGCUGGGGACGAGCUGCUCAGUGUCUGCAUGAGGGCCAAGCACCACAAGCGAGAGCCCAGCCCGGAAGACCAGCUCUACGAGGAGUGCAUGCCCUGGAAGGACAAUGCCUGCUGCACGUUCAACACAAGCUGGGAAGCUCACCUGGAUGUAUCCCUGCUCUACAGCUUCAGCCUGCUUCACUGUGGAUUGAUGAUGCCGGACUGUCAGAAGCACUUCAUCCAGGCUGUCUGCUUCUACGAGUGCUCCCCGAACCUGGGACCUUGGAUCCAGCAGGUGGUAAGAUUGAGCUGGGAGGAAGAGCGAAUUUUGGAUGCACCACUAUGCCGGGAGGACUGUGAGCAGUGGUGGGCAGACUGCCACACAUCCUACACUUGCCAAUCUAACUGGCAUGGCAGCUGGGACUGGAGUCGGGGGAAGAGCCGCUGUCCCGCAAGAGCCCCCUGUCACCCUUUCCCCCAUUACUUCCCUACCCCGGCUGACCUGUGUGAGAAGAUCUGGAGCAACUCGUUCAAGGCGAGCCCUGAGCGUAGGGACAGCGGGCGGUGUCUGCAGAAGUGGUUUGAGCCUGCUCAGGGCAACCCCAACGUGGCCGUGGCCCGCCUCUUUGCUCGCUCUGCCCCGUCCCGGGGACUCUCCUGUAUUCUCAUGGCCUUCUCUCUCUCCCUGCCAUUCCUUUCCUGAGAGCCCCUUCUUCUCCCACACACACGCCUGCAGUCCCCCAGCUGUGAGCCAGGCAGGGCCAUGGCAGCCUCCUUCCUCAGUCCCUUCCUUAAAAGGAGCAGCCAGACUGAGGGGUAGGGUGACAUUGAGGCUGCAGGACCUGGUGUCUGAGCCUUGCACAUUUGGUUCUCGAACUCCUCUGCUGUUCUGCUCUGCCUUUCCCUGCCUGGGAGGCAGGGAGUUGCCAAGGUCGUCCACCCCGUCCUGCCUUCAGGCCCUUCUCAUCCAGCACAUGCCCACCUCUUCCCUGGCAGAGCUGAUGCUGACAGCCCUGGCCUCCUGUUCCAUGAUGGUGCCUCCACUAACACAGCAGUGGACCUUUCCUCCGUGUGACCCACUCUGUCCUAGCUCUGAGGUCAGGGAGUCAGGCUGCACAAAGAGGGAGCUGGUCUGUCUGCUGCACUGAAGUCGCAAAGUUGGUUGUUACUCUCCUAAUAAUGAUGAACUUUUUAACACAUACCAGCCCCUCUUGUUACAUCCUUACAACACCUCUCUGGUAGAAGUACU
Molecule: messenger RNA, 1355 nt
Organism: Rhinolophus ferrumequinum (greater horseshoe bat)
Lineage: Eukaryota; Metazoa; Chordata; Mammalia; Chiroptera; Rhinolophidae
Gene: IZUMO1R
Product: IZUMO1 receptor, JUNO
Exons: 5
Coding region: 75-809 (244 amino acids)
Biological process (GO): fusion of sperm to egg plasma membrane involved in single fertilization; sperm-egg recognition; cell adhesion
Cellular component (GO): external side of plasma membrane
Molecular function (GO): signaling receptor activity
Source: RefSeq, a predicted model, not a curated record